This is a messenger RNA of Botrytis fragariae, 768 nucleotides long. Its product is annotated as putative aaa family atpase protein. NCBI's taxonomy places the organism in Eukaryota, Fungi, Ascomycota, Leotiomycetes, Helotiales, Sclerotiniaceae. The record is from RefSeq and is a predicted model, not a curated record. The transcript has a single exon. Bases 1 to 768 code for a protein of 255 amino acids.
AUGAGUUUGUACUAUCCAGAGCUAACCAAGAAGCAAAACAAGCAAUUUUUCAAGCUAAAUCUAGAGCUAACCAAGAAUCACUUCAACACUCAGAACCGAAAACCUACAUUUAAUGAUUCGAUUAUUAUCAAUUUCGCCGAACUUCAUUUCGAUAAUCAUAAGCAUGCUAGAUGGAAUGGUCGACAGAUUCGUAGUGCACCUCAAACAGCCCUAGCACUUGCGGAAUAUGAUGUUCUGAGUAAAUCUCUUUCCGCGGAGUUGAACAACAGUGUGCAGAUGCUUUUGAAACAGGAUCACUUUAUUAUAAUUCAAUCGGCAUAUCUAGAUUUUUCCAAAUAUCUUGGCGAUGUAUUUGGCACAGAUGGUGAUGGUCGGGCUGAGGGGAAUCGUCUUCGUGCGAGGUCCGAGAAAAAUGCAGAGUACCCAAGCAAAUUGAUGCAGCGAGCUGCAGAGAAAUCGCAAACGUCUCUUAGAGGUCACCGAAAUGAAAUUCUGGGUCACGAUAUAGCAGGAAUGAGUUUCAGCUCACGAACCAGCACAUUAGUGGUGCUUAUGAAAAUAGUGAGCAUAUGUCUCCUUAGCAAAGUGUUCCACUUCACAAUCAGCCCAUCAAUUCACCUGCAAUAUAUGGUCAAACUAGUCUCAUUGAAGUCCAACAAGAGAAUUAAGCUUAUUCUCAACCAACAGGAUUACAACAGUCCAACAUAUCCUUUACCUCAGCCUAUGACAAUACACGAUUCCCGAGGACAACCAAUGUCGUAUCCAUAA